Molecule: messenger RNA, 391 nt
Organism: Mercenaria mercenaria
Lineage: Eukaryota; Metazoa; Mollusca; Bivalvia; Venerida; Veneridae
Exons: 5
Coding region: 47-391 (114 amino acids)
Source: RefSeq, a predicted model, not a curated record
ACCAGGUGUAGAUGAAGAGGAUGCAUAUGCAGAUGAAAUUCCUAGUAUGGUUAUUAAUGCUGAAGAGUUGCAGAAAGUAGAUGAAAUAUCAUCAGCAGCAAAUUCAGCAGCACUAAUUCAAGGCAGCAGGGCUUCAGCAGCACCAUGUCCAAGCAGCAGUACUUCAGAUAGAGUAUCAUCAGCAGCAAAGUCAGCAGCACCAAUUCAAGGCAGCAGGGCUUCAGCAGCACCAUGUCCAAGCAGCAGUACUUCAGAUAGAGAGCCCCUUGUUUGUGACAAGUCUUCAAAACCUCAAAAUGAACUAGUCAACUAUUUCACAAAAAUGCCACAGAAAAGUCUUAAAGAGCUACAAAUGGAGUUCUACACAGUCUCUAUACAUAUAUAUAAAUGA